GUGCGGUUGUUACGCCUUGGCAACGCUGUGAAAUGGAUUGCACGUUCGCGAACACCGGGGCAACGUUUCCCCCUGCUGGUGGAAAGUGAGCACGCGCGAACGCGCUCGCAUCCAACUUUCAUGAGCGGACGUGCUCAGGCACAAUAGCGCAGCCCCGGUCGGGGAGGUAUCAGGGUGGAGCCGCUAAGGUGUGUCCGGCCACUGAGUCACGGCCUGCAGCGACAGCGGAGUCCGUCUGUGGGAGAGGUGCUACUUUCUCCGAGCUCUUAACGUCGACGCAAAUCCAUCUCCCGUCCACUGUCAGCGAUUCCCCUCGCGAGGCGAGUUCAGCGUCUCUUUUGCCGCGCACGAGCGCAAAGUCCAACGGGAAGUUUUAAGGACGGCGAAAAAAAUGGCGAAGGUUUUAAUUCCUCACAUCUGCCUGCUGAUGGUCCUGUCCCGCGCGGAGUCGUGUUUUAUGCCGAGCUCUCAGUACGUGGUGGUGGCCGACUUCAUUCCGGUCGGAAACAAAGUCACAAUGGUUGAAGCCUCCGGCUGCGACACCGGCUCGGUGCUCUUAUACGCGAAGGACCCGAGUUUUACUGUACGCAGCGACGGGACGGUGGUGGCCAUGAGAGGCGUUUACGUCCCGCCGGGGGGUCGGACGUUUACGGUGCUCGCUCGGGACAGCAGCGCGCAGGAGAGCGAGAUGGAAGUUCACCUCGUCCACAGAGCCCAGCGGCAGAAGACGGAACAAGGUGUCCUGAAGCGGACAAAAAGAAGGUGGAGCCCCCCACCUAUCACUAUUCUGGAGAAUGACGAGGGGCCUUAUCCCAAACAGCUCGAAAGGAUCGUGUCAGACUCUGAAGUCCGUCACAAGGUGUAUUACAUUGUGACUGGACAUGGUGUCAAUCAGGACCCAUCGGGCCUCUUCAGCCUGGACCGCGACUCUGGGAUGCUGACCGUUUACAGGCCAAUCGAUCGGGAGAUAUACCCGUCCUUCAAAAUAACUGCCAAAGUUUAUGACACUAAAACCCACCAGGAGACAGACCAACCUUUGGACAUACACAUAGAGAUAGACGAUGUUAAUGACAAUGCUCCACAGUUUGUCAGCCAAAUGAAGUAUAACGUGCUCGAGCAAGCAAGCAUGGCAGUGGUGGGGCAGGUGAGCGCCACAGACAAAGACAAGCCAGGUACCCUCCAUUCUAAGAUCAGGUAUUCCCUGCUGACGGGAACGAACCUGUUUGCCAUUCACCCAGAGACAGGGGUCAUCACCACGACGACCAACAGCCUGGACAGAGAGACACUGAAUUUACACAAUGUGGUAGUUGAAAUCAGAGACUUGGACGGUUCCAUAAAUGGCCUCUUCACAACAGGCACAGCGCAAAUUACUGUUGAUGACAUCAACGAUAACCCACCGACUUUUCCAAGACCAUCUUUUGAUGCAUCUGUGAGCGAAAACGUGAAGGAAAAGCUCAUCCUUGAAAUUCCUGUUGAGGAUCGGGAUUUGAUAAAUACCGCGAACUGGAGAUCUAAAUUCGUCAUCACUAAAGGAAAUGAAAACGGAAACUUCAGGAUUGACUCUGACCCCAAGACAAAUAAGGGCCUUCUCUAUGUCAUAAAGCCUUUAGAUUAUGAGAAGACCAAAUAUAUACCCCUGGAGGUCAUGGCUCAGAAUGAAGCUGAGCUGAGCGGCACUACGCAACAGUGGCAGACGGCCCGCGUCAACGUCUCCGUCGUGGACGUGGACGAAGGCCCCGAGUUCACCGCCCCCACCGUCCGCUUCCUCGUCAAAGAGAACACCCCGAACGGCACGAAGAUCGGGACUUACACCGCUCAGGACCCUGAGACCAAGAGCAGCAGCGGCAUCAAGUACUACAAGGUCUCAGACCCCGCUGGCUGGGUCACUGUCGACAGGAAUACCGGAGAGCUGAGGGUCGCAAACACCAUCGACAGAGAGUCGGCAUUCGCCCUGAAUGGAACCUACAACGUCAUCAUGAGGGCUGUUGAUACUACCUCGAAGACGGGCACAGGGACAGUCAUCAUUCAGGUGGAGGACAUCAACGACAACGUCCCAGAGGUCCCCAGCAACAAUCUGGUUUUGUGCGAUACGGGAGACGGGCUCGGCUCCGUGGUGGUUGUGGCUGAAGACAAAGACCAGCCUCCCUUUUCUUACCCGUUCACCUUUAGUCUGCCACAAGACAACGACGGCAAAUGGUCUGUGACCAGAUUGAACGACACAGCAGCUGUAUUGAAGCCCAUCAAAGCCCUGCCCGUAGGUCGGUACAACGUUGACAUUGACAUCAAAGACCUGCAGGGCUAUGGGAAAACGCAGACGGUGACCGUGAGGAUCUGCCAGUGCAAGAACGGCGCGUGCUCGGCGGCGGCCCGCUCCACGAGGCUGAGCUCGCUGGGCUACCUGGCGCUGCUGCUGCCGCUUCUGGCCCUGCUGCUGCUCUGUCUGCUUCUCAUCUUUUUCUGUGUGACAAAGCGAGACAAGGUUGACCUCGAUGACGGCGGCGACAGCGGUGGGAUCCUGCUCAAAUCCAACACAGAAGGCAUAGGGGAGGAAGUGAACCCCAGCCUCAUUGCUGUCCCUUCUAUGGUGCAGACAGACAAGGGCAUGGGUAUGCAGAACUCGGGGUGGCAGGGGCUCAAGAGCACCAGCACACUCGGAGGCCACAGCAUGCUGGAGAACGGGAUUUACAGGUCCGGCAUGGACACGCAGGAGUUCUAUACCACCCACUACGAUAACCAGUACAGUGCUCAGCUGAACGCGGGGCAGCUUGUUGGAAGCAGCAUGGGCAUGGACAGCCGAUACUUCGCCCAGGAUUCCUCUCUUCACCACACCUGGCAGACAAAUGGCCGUGUUCUAGGCCAGAGGUUGCAGUAUUUGCAAGCACAGGAGGACGGAUGCUACGCCGACGACAUCGCUCACUCCUACGCGUUCGAGGGAAAGGGCUCCGCUGCGGGUUCCGUAGGCUGCUGCAGCAACUUGGGCGACAAAGAGAACCUCGACUUCCUAAACACGCUCGGACCAAAGUUUAAAACUCUCGCAGACGUGUGCACAAAGAGAUGAACAAUGCGACGCCAAGAUGUUUCCUUUCAAAGCACAGGAUGGAGUCAGGACUGUGAUCGGAGCGGUUUUAUGUUUUCCCAUAAACACGAGUGAUCAGGUGUGCGUGCGUGCGUGUGUGCGUGCGUGUGUGCGUGCGUGUGUGCGUGCGUGUGUGCGUGCGUGUGUGCGUGCGUGUGUGCGUGCGUGUGUGUGUGCGUGUGUGUGUGCGUGUGUGUGCGUGUGUGUGUGCGUGUGUGUGUGCGUGUGUGUGUGUGUGUGUGUGUGUGUGUGUGUGGGGUGUGCAUGCACCUCUCUGCUAUUGUGCUAUUGCUCAUUGUUAGUUUCUUUUUGCUGCUUUUUGGUAAAAGUCUUUUGCACUGAAGUCUGUGCCGUUGCAUUCAGUUGUACACAUGUGUGUUUGUGUAUAGUGUGAAGUCCGGGAUUAACAGCUUUAUAAUAGUUUUGGAGUGAAGGCUGUGGGAUUUCUUUAGUAGUAGUAGUAGUAGUAGUAGUAAUAACUUUGGGUAUUUUGAUUUAAUUUUGACUUUUCUAGAAAAAAAAUAUUUUAUAGAAAAACAAAAUAAAAUAAAACUAUCUUUGUAAAAUAAAUGACAUCAUUUCGAUUGAA
This is a messenger RNA of Betta splendens (Siamese fighting fish), 3665 nucleotides long. RefSeq names its product desmocollin 2 like (gene dsc2l). Gene Ontology annotation, molecular function: cadherin binding; calcium ion binding. Lineage: Eukaryota; Metazoa; Chordata; Actinopteri; Anabantiformes; Osphronemidae. The transcript is spliced from 16 exons. Gene Ontology annotation, biological process: multicellular organism development; blood vessel morphogenesis; cell-cell junction assembly. The coding region runs from base 392 to 3058 and encodes 888 amino acids. The record is from RefSeq and is a predicted model, not a curated record. Gene Ontology annotation, cellular component: plasma membrane; presynaptic active zone membrane; catenin complex.